Molecule: messenger RNA, 2556 nt
Organism: Spinacia oleracea (spinach)
Lineage: Eukaryota; Viridiplantae; Streptophyta; Magnoliopsida; Caryophyllales; Amaranthaceae
Product: beta-galactosidase 6
Exons: 18
Coding region: 111-2285 (724 amino acids)
Biological process (GO): carbohydrate metabolic process
Molecular function (GO): hydrolase activity, hydrolyzing O-glycosyl compounds
Source: RefSeq, a predicted model, not a curated record
UCAUUUGUAAUAGAAAGUCUCUUAAGUUUAAGGGUGUUGCAAAUAAGUUUCUUGAAAUAGUAUUUAGGCAAUGCAACAUUUUUCUUCUGAAGAAAACAGAGUGAAAAAUAAUGGAGUUGAGAAUUUGGGUUAUGGUUGGAGUUUUGGUAAUGGUGAUAAAUGGAAGUAGAGGAGGAAGUAGUAGUGAUGAAGGUGAUGAUGAAGUUACAUAUGAUGGAAGGUCUCUCAUUGUUGGUGGACAGAGGAAGAUUCUUUUCUCGGGUUCUAUUCAUUAUCCUCGAAGCACUCCCGAGAUGUGGCCGUCUUUAAUAGCCAAGGCGAAAGACGGUGGACUAGAUGUUAUUCAAACUUAUGUCUUCUGGAGUGUACAUGAACCCCAACCAGGUCAGUAUGAUUUCAGUGGGAGGUAUGAUUUAGUAAAGUUCAUCAAGGAAGUUCAAGCACAAGGGUUGUACGUUUGCCUCAGGAUUGGCCCUUACAUCGAAAGUGAAUGGAGUUAUGGGGGAUUUCCGUUUUGGCUGCAUGACAUCCCUGACAUUUCUUACAGAACAGACAAUGAGCCGUUCAAGUUCUACAUGCAAAAUUUUACUACAAAAAUAGUGAACCUUAUGAAAUCAGAGAGUUUAUACGCUUCACAAGGCGGCCCUAUAAUACUGUCACAGAUUGAAAAUGAAUAUCAAAACGUUGAAGGAGCUUUUGGUAAUAAAGGGCGUUCUUAUGUACGUUGGGCUGCUAGUAUGGCUGUUGGACUUCAGACUGGUGUUCCCUGGGUGAUGUGUAAGCAAACUGAUGCUCCUGAUCCUGUGAUCAAUACGUGCAAUGGGAUGAAAUGCGGGGAAACAUUUACAGGACCUAACUCCCCAAACAAACCAUCAAUGUGGACAGAAAACUGGACAUCUUUCUUCCAAGUAUUCGGUGGGAAGCCAUACAUAAGGAGUGCUGAAGAAAUUGCCUAUAAUGUCUCACUUUUCCUAGCGAAAAAUAGUGGAUGCUACGUGAAUUACUACAUGUACCAUGGAGGAACAAAUUUUGGACGAACAGGCACCUCGUAUGUUACCACUAGUUACUAUGAUGAAGCACCCCUUGAUGAAUAUGGUCUUAUAAGGCAGCCUAAAUAUGGCCACCUUAGAGAGCUUCAUAAGGUGGUUAAAGCUUGUUCAAAAACCUUGCUAGAGGGAAAGAAGUCCAAUUUAUCCUUGGGUCAACUUCAGGAGGCAUAUGUUUUCCAAGAAGAGAAUGAAGGUUGUGUUGCCUUCUUAAUGAACAACGAUACACAUAGUGCAAAUGUUGAGUUUCAGAACAGAUCAUAUCAACUUCCUGCUAAGUCAAUUAGCAUCCUUCCAGAUUGUGUGAAUAUAACUUUCAACACAGCACAGAUAACAACAGAAAUUGGAAAGAGAAAUGCUAAAUCAGAACAAGUUAUCAGCUCAGCUACAAGGUGGGAGGUAUUAGAUGAGAUGAUACCGAACUUUUCUGACACUUCUCUGAAGGCGGAUUCUUUACUGGAGCAAAUGAAUGUAACAAAAGAUGAAUCUGAUUAUCUCUGGUACACUCUAAGUUUUGAGGCUGAUCCUUCUUGCAGUGAACCUGUACUUCAUGUUCGGUCUUUAGCACAUGUUGCUUAUGCUUUUGUGAAUGGAGCAUACGCUGGAGGAGCUCAUGGGAGUCGUAAUGACAAGAAUUUCUCAUUCGAAACCCCAAUUAAGUUGGAUAGCCAAAUGAACAAUAUUUCUAUACUGAGUGUGAUGGUGGGAUUACCGGAUUCAGGAGCGUAUCUUGAAAGGAGGUUCACUGGACUGCGUGAAGUGAGUGUAAGAUGCAAUGGAAAAGAUUCCUAUGACUUAACAGUGAAUACUACAUGGGGAUACAAGGUUGGAUUAUUGGGAGAAGAUUUACAAAUUUAUAAAGAAGAGAAUCUUGGAAAAGUGGUUUGGGGUGCACUUGAACCUUCUGCUGCAAUGCCACUCACUUGGUAUAAGACCACUUUUGAUGCACCAAAGGGUGAUGAUCCAGUGGCCUUAGACUUGACCUCGAUGGGUAAAGGUGAAGCCUGGAUCAACGGACAAAGUAUUGGUCGAUAUUGGGCAUCCUUGCUAUCCCCUCAAGGAAUACCUUCUCAAUCAAUGUACCACAUUCCUCGGUCCUUCCUGAAAGCGUCAGAAAAUCUUCUGGUUCUGUUUGAGGAAGUUGGUGGAGACCCCCUUAAAGUUUCGGUGAACACCAUUUCUUGGACGACUACUAGCAAGCGUAACAGCAAUGCUGAUGAUGUUACAACUUACAAGUGAGAGAUUAGAUACCUGAUGAAACCAGAAGGAAUUCAUUCGUACAUGAUUCUUUAUUUUUUCUUUUACAGGAAAAAAACUUACAGAUUUGUUAUGCAUACUUCCUUUACUGAUCAUAGUUACAAGUGACUGAUAGCUUAUAUCACUUUGUAUAAAACUGAAUAACACUGAAGUGAACAUUAGGCUUCUGAUAACUGACUUAGAGUUACAAUUUACGUAAAGUUGUAUACGUUCUAAUCCGAUUUAACACGUUCUGACUUCUGAGCUUUUCUAA